Messenger RNA from Apus apus (common swift), 5061 nucleotides. RefSeq names its product junctophilin 2 (gene JPH2). Lineage: Eukaryota; Metazoa; Chordata; Aves; Apodiformes; Apodidae. Gene Ontology annotation, cellular component: sarcoplasmic reticulum; plasma membrane; endoplasmic reticulum membrane. Bases 345 to 2477 code for a protein of 710 amino acids. The transcript has 6 exons. The record is from RefSeq and is a predicted model, not a curated record.
GCGGGGGAGGAGAGCGGAGCGGGACGCGCCGGGCCGGGGGAGCGCGGCCGGCUCGGGGACCCCCUUCCUCGGUUCUGCGGGCUCGGCCCCGUGCCCAGCAGGGCAGGUAGCGGCUCGGCUGCCUCUCCCGGGUGGGGCUCGGGCCCGUGUCUCUCCCCUCCCUCCAAUUUCUCCUUCUUCCCUGCUCCGCAGCCCCUCGGCCGGGCGAGGCGAGGCAGGAGCGGCCGGUCCCGCAGCCGGUCCCGGAGCCCAGCCCGGCUCCUUCGGGGAUGCGGCAGCUGCCCCCGCACGCAGCAGCUCUGCCCCUGGGAGAGCUGCCCGGCUGAGGGGGCACCGGGGGCACCAUGAGCGGCGGCAGGUUUGAUUUCGAUGAUGGAGGUGCCUAUUGCGGGGGCUGGGAAGGGGGCAAAGCCCACGGGCACGGCAUCUGCACCGGCCCCAAGGGCCAGGGGGAGUACUCGGGCUCCUGGAACUACGGCUUUGAAGUGGUGGGCAUAUACACCUGGCCCAGCGGCAACACCUACGAAGGCUACUGGUCCCAAGGCAAGAGGCACGGCCUAGGAAUCGAGACCAAAGGACGGUGGGUUUACCGAGGAGAGUGGACCCAUGGCUUCAAGGGACGGUACGGGGCCAGGCAGAGCAUGAGCAGCGGAGCCAAGUAUGAAGGUACCUGGAAUAACGGCCUGCAGGACGGCUACGGCACCGAGACCUAUGCUGAUGGAGGCACGUACCAGGGCCAGUUCACCAACGGGAUGCGGCACGGCUACGGCGUGCGGCAGAGCGUGCCCUACGGGAUGGCCUCCGUGGUCCGCUCCCCCCUGCGCACCUCGCUCUCCUCCCUGCGCAGCGAGCACAGCAACGGCACCCUGCCCCAGCAGGACUCCCCUGCGGCCAACCCCGAGAGCCUGCCCCUCUCGCCCACCAUCACCCGCGGGGGCUUUGCCCUCAGCCUCUACGCGGAGGCGGAGGCCGGCAAGCCCAAGAAAGGGGGGCUCUUCCGCAGGGGCUCCUUGCUGGGCAAGCUGAAGAAAUCCGAGUCCAAGUCGUCCCUGGCCAGCCAGAAGAGCCGUGUCAGCUUCCUCAAGAGCGAGAGCGGGAUCAGCUCGGCUGCCAGCGAUGCCACCUCCACCGUCAGCCUGGGUGAGGGCGCCGAGGGUGAGGAGUUCACCCCCUUCGAGUCCGACAUCGACGCCACCACCACGGAGACCUACAUGGGCGAGUGGAAGAACGACAAACGCGCCGGGUUCGGCGUCAGCGAGCGCUCCAGCGGGCUGAAGUACGAGGGCGAGUGGCUGGACAACCUGCGGCACGGCUACGGCUGCACCACCCUGCCCGACGGCAAGAAGGAGGAGGGCAAGUACCGCCACAACGUCCUCGUCAAGGGCAUGAAGAAGCGUGUCAUACCUCUCAAGAGCGCCAAGAUCCGGCAGAAGGUGGACAGGAGCGUGGAGGGAGCUCAGAGGGCCGCGGCCAUCGCCCGGCAGAAGUCGGAGAUCGCAGCAUCCAGAACAGCUCACGCCAAAGCCAAGGCUGAAAGUUCUGAGCAGGCAGCUCAGGCAGCUAACAACGAAUCGGGCAUAGCCAGGAUGAUGGCCAGGGAGCUCUCCCCAGACUUCUAUCAGCCAGGUCCCGAGUACCAGAAGCGGAAGCUGCUGCACGAGAUCAUGGAGAACGCGGAGCACGCCGUCAACAUGGAGGAGGCAGCGCCACGGCCUGCUGCCGCCCCGCCACCCCCCACGCCCCCCGAGAGCCCCCAGCUCCACGAGCAGGAGGAGGCCCAGCGCCGUGCCAGCCCGGCGCCCAGCCCCGCCGCCACCCCUCCCGAGGCCAAGCGGGCCAAAGCAGCCCCCCAACAGGACGGCGCCCUCCGUCCGGGCAGCCGGGUGGGCGGCAGCAGCCCCCUGCCCCCCGAGGGCGAGGGCCGGCCGGCCUCGCGGGGCCGGGGCCGACCCGCCGAGCAGAUGGAGAUCGGGCCGCUGCAGAGGAUCGCGCAGGAGCCCGACGUCGAGCUGGUCAAGGGCUACCACAGCUACGCUGUCCGGACCUCCUCGGUCUCCCCUGCGGCGGACUCUGAGGAGGAGUCGCUCCCUGAGCCCCAGACACCCUCCCCUGAGCCCCGGGGGGACCCCCAGCCCCCUGGGGGCACCCCCAGCCCACCGCAGGAGCGGGAGGAGAAGCCGGCGGCCAAGGCGGAGGCCAAGCAGGAGCCGCCCCGGCCCAAGGAGCCGAAGCAGCGCUCCAGCCCCGAGCGCCGGGCUGCGGGCCGCCCCGAGCCCCCCGCCGACAGGAAAACUGAGGCCAAGGUGCCAGGGCGGACGGAGCCCAAGGCGGGGGCCAAGCGGGGCCCAGCCCCGGCCGUGGUGGCAGCAGCGCGGGAGGCGGAGGAGUGCGAAGAGGGACCUAACACAAUCGUGAUCUGCAUGGUCAUCUUAUUGAACAUUGGUCUGGCCAUCCUAUUUGUACAUUUUUUGACAUGAUGGCCCCUCGGACAAGGCAUUGCUGCUGAUGGAGACCACAGACCUUGGCAGAGAUUAAAUCUCAGCCACCUGGAAACACCUAAGAGGAGGACUGGAGAUCCCAAGGUUGCACUGCAAACAUGAAUCUUAAACAAAAGCGCCUGAAGAUCAGUUCAGUCUGUUUGCUCCCAGGCUGUGGCUGGCCUCUGCAAUCUACCAAGGAAAAGCCAGGGUUUCUGCAAUUCAGCCUCCUUCUCCUCUUUGUAUAAAAUAGCAGUUGCCUUAAUUUGUUCUCACCAAAGCCAUCAACUGUCCUGUCAUGCCAGGGAUGAGGGAUUUAUUUGUAGCUGUAGGAAAAUGAGUGAGAAGGUCUCAUCCAUGCACACUGAUGUGUUUCGUAACUCCCUUGGGUGACUCAGUGUCAGAGAUUUCCCAAAGAAUAUCAUGCAUGGCAUGGAGAUGAAGCAAUACUCAGCAACCAGAAUGACUCAUGAGAGCCACGCCAUGGCUAGGGGUGGACAACAUCACCCUCCAUGCUUGGAAGUCAUCCAAAGGGACAAACAAAAAGUCUUUCCUUUCCUUGCCACCUGGAGUCGUUUUCCACAGACGGAGGACUGAGAGGGGGAGCAAGUUGGAACUGGGAUUGUUGAAGUGUAACCAGAGUCCUGCCCACGCCUGCUGAUGGGGCUGUGGGGUAGGGUGUGAGGGACUGGCUGGUCUGAGGCUGUUCAGGUGUGCAGGGGAUGCUGCGGGUGGAAAUGGUGCCCGUUUUGGGACCAGAUGCCAUCCAGCCACCGUCAUGCCACCAGCAAUGCUCUACAUGGAAGCAUCUUGCAGUGGGAGACUUCCCACUGUAACGGGAAAGGAAACAGAUGUCUUGAAUUUAUCCCUUUACCACACCCCACCCCCCCUUUUUUUUUUUUUCCUUUUCUGUGAAAAUGGUGUGUUAGGAUGAAAAGGAGGUACUUACUGAGAAAUACCCCUGUACGCCCACGGGUUCCUGCCCCUUGGCAUGCUGGGCUAUAGGGGGGCUCCUGGGCUUCCUCCCUGCAACAGAGACUUUUCAGCCAGAGGAUUCAGGGUGGCUGUCAUGGGAGAGGUUAUGUUAUUCCCAAAAGGAAAAAGGUGCAGAGAGCUAAGUGACUCAAGUGCAUUGGAGCGUUAGGCUCAAAAAUACACAGUAGCCAGUCUUUGAGCAGUGGUAGAGUACAGAGGGGCAAUUCUAGCUGUUGUUCUUGUGUGUGAGGUUUAGUGGCUUGGGUGAUUUGCACCAAAUGUUCCCAAAGCUGAAACAGAGAGUGACUUUUGGAAGGAGAUGUUUCCAUCGUGAUCUGCUCUGAUCCUUAGCAGUGUGAGCUUAGAAAGUUGGCACAGAUGAAGUUACAGUUUAGUGUGAGGCUGAGUGCUUGGACGUUUCUUCCUUCUUUUGAGAGCAAUAUGUAUUUUCUAUCCCUUUUUAAGAUACCGGAAUUGUUAUUUAUAGUCGGUUGUGCACCUCUGUGUAUUCUGAAGUCCCACAGCACAGGACUGGGUGGGAAAACCUGAGGGACUGGAAAGAAUGUGGAAAUUAUGGUUAAGGAGAAAAACGAAUGCCCAGUCUGCUCCAAAGGUCAAUCUGAAAGGAUUUCAGAAACAGAGUGGCAGACAGGCAGAGGUUUACACUGACUGGAGACACAGGGCAAAACCUGCCUAAUUUAUCUGCUCUAAUUAUGGCACAAGAGAGUGAGAAUAAGUAAGUACUUUUCUUUGUGAACCAAGUUUAUUUUUUAACCUUAUUCAGCUCAGGAAUGUUGCCACAGUAGCAAAUAUGUGGUGUUAACUGUGGGAGAAGUGAAUGUGAUCCCUUCCUAAAAGCCAUGUGGCUGUACCAGUCCUGAGAAAGCUGUGCAGCAUCAUCUACAAAUCCACAGAGCAUAGUUUAGUUGCAGUUUGCUUCUUUCUUUUUUUUUUUCUUUCUUUUUUUUUUUUUUUUUCCUUUUCUUAAGUGUAAAUGUAUUGCAAACCCCAGGCUCUGUGCCUUUGACAAUUUAUCUCUCUUUGCUGGCACUCACUUGCCAGCUCUGCAGUUCUGUUAUCCCAGCUGCUUUUAUUAACCACAGAGACAAUUUCCAUUGAGAGACCUGAGGGGCUUUUAUUUACCACUAAGCACAAAAAUGGAGCUUUUUUUCAACAGUGCUAAGAUAAUCUGCCCCCCUCCCUCCCCCAUUUUUUUAUGCAUGUGAUGUGCACUCAGUAAUGUGCUUUUCUCUUAGUAACCUUCUGAGAAAAGUAGGUAGAUUUGCUUUUAUGUGACACAUAAAUAUAUCCAUAUUGCACUGAGAUAUGGAUAUAUAUACAUAUAUAUAUAUAGCCCCUUAGGGAUUUCGUUUCCUUAGAUGCAAAAUAACAGAUUUACCUCAAACUGCAUGCUUUCAAAACUGACUAGGAUAUUGUGUUGUACUUUUCAGGUCUUACAAAGAUGCAGAUACAUUUCACUCUUCACACAAAAAUACCUACAUCACAGAUUUUGCAAGCUGUUUACUACAAUCUCUGUACUACUGUCCGGAGUUUUCUGUCGGUUGUUCUGCUGGAUUACGUGCAAUAAUAAACAGUUAUCUGCUCACUG